Messenger RNA from Cephus cinctus (wheat stem sawfly), 3325 nucleotides. It is a transcript of the gene Kap3, whose product is annotated as kinesin-associated protein 3. The transcript has 16 exons. Gene Ontology annotation, molecular function: kinesin binding. Lineage: Eukaryota; Metazoa; Arthropoda; Insecta; Hymenoptera; Cephidae. The record is from RefSeq and is a predicted model, not a curated record. Gene Ontology annotation, biological process: cilium organization; microtubule-based movement. Bases 205 to 2751 code for a protein of 848 amino acids. Gene Ontology annotation, cellular component: axoneme; ciliary transition zone; kinesin II complex.
AACCACGGAUGUCUCCUCCCGAGGAAAACAGAACAAUUAUGGAUAAUACAUUCGAUAAAUUCUUGAGAUAAAUACAACAGCUAAUUCCUGGCCAAUUUGGCGAGGGAACGUCUACAGUUUGUAUCUAGAUUCCACUCUAAUAAUAAAAUGGACGAAGCUAAAUUCUUGAAAAGGUAAAAUGUUCAAGGGUGUUCUGACGUUUUUAUGUCAAUGAGAAAGGUCAGGUCGGGUACCUUGGAUGUACACCCUACGGAGAAGGCUUUGGUAGUUAACUAUGAUGUGGAGGCUCUUAUACUGGGUGAGCUUGGAGAUCCUAUGCUUGGCGAUCGAAAGGAAUGUCAGAAGAUAAUUAGACUGAAGAGCUUAAAUGCAGAUACCAACGUUGCUCUAUUGGCUAAAGAAGUAAUGGAGAAAUGUAGCUUGAUUCACGAAUCUAAAUUACAUGAAGUCGAACAACUUAUUUAUUAUCUGCAAACUCGACGGUCCAAUGGAGAUGGUAUAGAAGGGGAUGACGCUAAUGUUCAACCACCUAGGCCAACCUCAUCUAAUUCUACUAGUACUGACAAUGGAGACACGGAGCGUGCAAUAAUCAGCAAUAUAGACAGUUACAUCGAGUUGAUGUACGAAGAGAUACCAGGAAAAAUUAAAGGAUCGUCAUUGAUUUUACAAUUAGCCAGGGUUCCAGAUAAUCUCUUGGAGCUUACUAAGAAUGAAUCCCUUUUAAGCGCUCUAGCUAGAGUACUGAGAGAAGACUGGAGACGAAGUAUUGAACUUUCCACAAAUAUUGUAUAUAUAUUCUUUUGCUUUUCCACGUAUAGUCAAUUUCAUAAUAUUGUUCUGGAAUACAGAAUUGGUUCUCUGUGUAUGGACAUAAUAGAUUUUGAACUGCGUCGCUAUGAUCAAUGGAGAGAAGAUAUGGAAAAGCGUAGACGUCAUUUUGAAAAUACCACAGGCUUUGUGCUAUUCCCUGUUGAAAUUGUUAAUAAUUCUGAAAAGAAAUUGAAAAUCUGCGAGGAUAUAUGGAACGCCGAUGGUCCAUUGGAUUUUGAAAUUAAGAGACGUUCUAUAGAAAUAUCUGUGAAUGUUUCGGAGAGUGACAUUAAAAAAAUGAAAGAUGAAAUUGAGAAGAGUCGCAAGAAAUUCAAAAGUCUAACCAAGAAACAAGAACAGCUACUAAGAGUUGCUUUCUAUUUGUUGCUGAACAUUGCUGAAAAUACGGAAGUGGAACGAAAAAUGCGCAAGAAAAAUGUUAUCGGGAUGCUUAUAAAGACAUUAGACAGAAUCAACAAUGAUUUAUUAAUAUUGGUUGUGACAUUUCUCAAGAAAUUAUCUAUCUUCCGCGAAAAUAAAGACAUCAUGGCUGAAAGUAACAUAAUUGAAAAACUUCCACGUCUCUUGCAUAACAAUAAUUCUGACUUGAUUCUCAGUACACUUAAACUCUUAUUCAAUUUGUCAUUCGAUACAAAAUUAAGAGGAAGAAUGAUCAGAGUUGGAUUAUUACCUAAACUGGUGAAAUUAUUGAGCCAAAGUGAAAUUAAAAAUAAGACAGUUAUCCUGGGUCUACUAUACCAUUUGAGUAUGGAUGAUAAAGUUAAAUCCAUGUUUGUUAAUACUGAUUGCGUACCAAUGGUGACAGAUAUGAUUUUGGAGUCUGAAGAAGAUACGAUAAAACCAGAAUUGAUAGCUCUGUGUAUAAACUUGGCAGCUAGUAGUAAAAAUGCUCCAUUUAUGGUCGAGAACAACAGACUUCAAGGACUUAUACGUAAAGCAUUUAGAACUCAAGAUCCUUUAAUUAUGAAAAUGAUCAGGAACAUAUCGCAACAUGACUCUGCUAAGGAAUUCUUCAUUGAAUUCGUUGGUGACUUUGCAAUGGCUCUGAAACAAUCAGACUCUCAAGAUUUUGUAUUGGAAAUUGUCGGGGUCCUGGGUAAUUUGGCUUUACCGGAUCUGGACUAUUCUCAAAUUUUACAAAGAUGCAAUCUCAUCCCCUGGAUAAGAAACAAUCUUGUACCUGGAAAAGCUCAGGAUGAUCUUGUUCUAGAAGUUGUAAUAUUCCUUGGCACUGCAGCCUGUGACGAAGACUGUGCCAGACUUAUGUGCAAAGCGGAUAUUUUGUUAUCUCUGAUAGAACUGUUGAAAGCAAAACAAGAGGACGACGAGAUGGUCUUGCAAAUAAUCUAUGUGUUUUAUCAAAUUGCUAAACACGACUCGACAAGAGAUUAUUUGAUUCGUGAGACCGGUAAUGAAGCACCUGGUUACCUGAUUGAUUUGAUGCAUGACAAAAAUCCAGCCAUCAGAAAAGUCUGCGAUGCCUGCUUAGAUGUCAUUGCUAUGUGCGACAAGGAUUGGGCAGCACGUAUAAAAGUUGAGAAAUUCCGAUCACACAAUCAACAGUGGUUAGAAAUGGUUGAAUCCAUAGCAAUGGAUCCCUCUAAUCAUUUACUUGCUGAUGAAGACGACACUCUUCCGCCAUUUAUGAGUGGAGAUUUACUUAAGCACACAAUGCUAUUUCCCACAGGAAACUCAGCAUCGUUCAAUCCCGACGACGGGGAAUCCGCGGUACAAAAAUCAUCAGAUUCAUCAGAAAAUCCAAGUCGUCCCGUCAGCCGAUACAGCCGAGAUUUGGACGAUAUCGGUGAAUUAAUGGCGCGCUCAAAAUCACGCAUGUCCAUUGGAUCUGGAAUCGAAGAUCUUUAUCACAAUACAAUAGUGAAAUUCGGCGAAUCGGAUAGCUCGCACGUACUUAUAUAAGAGAUAUAAAUAAUCUAAGGAUGCUUAAUUAAUAUUAACGCAUUAGCUGUCAUGAUAACCAUUGCACGUUAAUUUACCCCCUGAAAGAUAGCGAUAUUAGAAUGAAUAUACUCAUAACUAUCUUCUCGCGAUGACACCUAUCCAAAAUUCAAUAUGAAAGGGCGGUGCUCGAAUCUCCUAUGCUCUUUUAUUGCAUAUGAAAAUUGAUCAAUCGUUUCUCGUUAACGCAGUUAGUGCCUUUACGUUUUGUCGCACCUCUUAUUAGCGUUUUAAAUAAAUCUAUUUAGGUUACCACGCGUCCCUGUAGAAUGCUUUGUGAUAUUAAUAAUUUAUGCGCACGUCCUAAAUGUUCGUUAUCACGUUUACGAUGCUUUUCAUUUUUAGUCCUAUUAAAACACGUGAUAAGCUCAUUUACUCUAGUCAUUUUCUCUGAUGAUCUAUAAGCAAAAUAAUCGUUGCCCCCUUGAGUCUCUAUUUAUGCUACUCAUCUGUAACCUAGUUUAUUUUAUACUUGGCAGGAUAAUAAAUCACUUAAGAACGCCAGCUGGGAUUCACAAGUUAAUUUUAUUGAAAA